Messenger RNA from Zerene cesonia (dogface butterfly), 758 nucleotides. RefSeq lists its product as uncharacterized. Lineage: Eukaryota; Metazoa; Arthropoda; Insecta; Lepidoptera; Pieridae. Bases 119 to 700 code for a protein of 193 amino acids. The transcript is spliced from 5 exons. Gene Ontology annotation, cellular component: mitochondrial ribosome. The record is from RefSeq and is a predicted model, not a curated record.
UCUCAAAUGACAGUUGUCAAUAUUCAACGUGUAUUGGGAAUGCAUUUUUAAAUUAAAAAUAUAUUUCAAUAAGUGUUAUGUUUUUAUUUAUUAUUAAUUGUAAUUUCCUUCAAUAAAAAUGUUUGCCUCUAAAGUUUAUAAAUAUGCCAGAGUUGCGUCGUUAUUAAAAUUAAAUAAAAAUGUUACGGCUCAAUCAAGUUCAUUACUUGUUCAACAAAAAAGGCAUAAGAGUGAUUUAUAUGAACCUGACUAUUUGAUCAGCAUGGAACCUGAUGAACCUGUUUAUGAUUGCUUAAAUAUACAGAUUAAGGGAUAUGAUUACACAUUGUUAGAAAAUUGCCAAAAAGAAAUCCAUAGAUAUGCUGAAGUAAUGGGUAUACAGGUAGAUGAAUGUUGGGCAACACCUGCUAAACAAUUAAAGAUACAACGGUUUAAGCCUGGAGGUACAGCCAUUGAUUCUGAAUACCAAUUAAGUAUUUAUGAAAGAAAUGUUCAGGUGGUAGAUGUACCCGCAUGGGCACUAGGCACAUUAUUGCGAGUGUCUCGCGCCCUUUUACCGGAGGGUUGUACACUUAAUGUUCAUGAGCAUACAGUAGAACAUGAAGACAUAAGAUAUGUGCCUGAUAAUGAACUACUCGACCUAAAACAGCAAUUAGAGGAUAUGGGAGGCAGUCGCCCUGAAAAGAAGAAGAGACGAUAGUGUAAACUAGUCUUAAUAAUGUUGUAGAUUAUAGGUGAAUAAAUAGGUUUGAACAGAU